UUCCAUAGGCGACGCACGCUUACUCGCGAUCCCGAGUUCACGUACAUUUACGUAAUAUUAUUAAUAUAAUUCUAAUAAAAUGUCAUUUAUAAAUAAAAUAAAUAAAUACAAAAUGUACUUAUAUUAAAUUAGUGUUGUUCUUUUUAGUGUAAACGUGUAACUUAGUGUUGUGUUGAUAGAAUUAUAAAUAAACACCAUAGAAACUUUUCUGUGAACAAACUGUACUCAGUGCAGGAUAUUAAAAAACUUCUACAGGCUUUAUUCCAACUGCUGCACAAGAUGUGAAUCUUGAGGGUCAUGGAAGAGGAGGGGUGUUACAACUGCAGUCUCUAUGCGGUCUUCAAUGAUAGUGUCUACUAUAACUUCACCACUAAUGCCACGUCCAUCAACAAGUUCUACUUCUAUCAGACAGCACAGGUGGCGGUGCUGUGGAUUCUUCUCGUGGCAAUCGUAGCAGGCAACGCCACUGUGGUCCUGGCACUACUCCUCACCAAAUCAAGGAAAAGCAGAAUGAACUUUUUCAUCAUGCAACUAGCUAUAUCAGACUUACUGGUGGGUUUAAUAAGUGUACUACCUGACUUAGUUCAGCGUAUAACCAUCACCUGGCUUGCGGGGUCGCUAGCUUGCAAGAUGAUGAAAUAUUUACAGGGUGUAGUUACAUAUUCAUCUACUUACGUAUUGGUAGCGCUCAGUAUAGACCGAUGUGACGCCAUCACACAUCCAAUGAAUUUUACGGGAAGUUGGCGGCGGGCGCGCGCUCUCAUUUUAGUCGCCUGGUUUAUUAGUUUUUUAUUCUGUAUUCCCAUGUUAUUUCUAUUCGAUGAAGCAGACGUAGGUAUUAUCCAAUGCUGGUCCAGUAUAAGUAAGCUACAAUGGCGGAUAUGGAUGACAAGCGUGUUCGUCUCGCUGUUCGUGGUGCCGGCUGUAACCAUCGCCGCGUGCUACGGUGUGAUUGUGAUCACUAUACGACAGAAGAGUCAGAGGGUGUUGGGAAGGCGAGCUACUGCUACCAGACAAUAUAGUGACGAUUUGGACAGUCGCCGGGCGAGCAGCCGCGGUAUUAUACCGAAGGCUAAGAUAAAAACCGUUAAGAUGACUUUUGUUAUUGUUUUUGUAUUCGUGCUCUGCUGGUCACCAUACAUGAUAUUCGACCUGCUACAAGUCUACGACUACAUUCCUGAUACGCAAGCCAAUGUGGCCAUAGCAUCGCUCAUACAGAGCCUGGCGCCUCUCAACUCCGCCGCCAACCCUGUCAUCUACUUCAUAUUCUCCAAUAGAAUAUUCGUUAGCCUCAGGAACAUACCUCCAUACAAGUGGCUUUGGUGUUGGGUCAAAGCCAGCGAUAGUCCAGCUGGCAACGAGUCACGUGCUCAUACGGAAUUAUUAACAUCUUCACACAGACGGACCAGACACGAUCUUACUGUCAGGGUUAAAGAAGAUAGUCUCAAGUAUACUAAACCGAGGGUCCAUCAAUGCAACAGCGCGAGUUCUCGGAAAGUUCGCAUGCACCUUCCGGAUGGACAGAAUCAGAUCAACAACAACUGUCAUCCAGUUCAACGGAGGCGCGACGACACGUUUUUGUAAUGUAUAUGUGAACUUCUUGGUUUCAACUGAUUUUUUUUUCCAUUGUCUUUGUCUUAUUAGUGGAAAUAUUACAAUUGUCUUUUUUUAUUUUUUAAAAUAGCAAUUUCUACAUUCCAGCCAAUACUUUUAGUUAUUAUAACUCAUAUCGUCGUUCUAACCAAUUUGUCAUAAAAAUAUCGUCCAUGAUUAUCAAAGAGUGAUUAAAUAGGGACUCUACUUAGAAUGAAAUAAGGGUCUUAAUGCUUCUUUCUCGAUAAUGCUUUAAAUUCUUUACUUGAUAACUUUACUAGCGUUUAUAAUUUACUAUUUAUAUUGCGACCUCUGAGUUGAACUUUAUGAUAUUACAUAAUAUUAUUUAAAACAUCUCGUAUUUACUUAUUCCUUUUACCACAGAUAACAUAAUAUUUACUAGACAUUUGUUGAUAAUGAGAAUGAACAACCGAAACUGAUUGUGUGUAUAAAUAAUGUAAAACAAGAAUAAAUAAUAAUCCAGUCGAUUGUAAAAAAUUAAUAUCAUUUUAAAGUUAGCAAAGAUAUCGAGUAAGUUUUAUUUAUUCUAUUUAUUUGUUAUUUAUUUAUUUUAUUCGGAAUAACUACGAGGGUAGAGUGAAAAGUUUUCGGCCUGACAAUGAAAGACUAUGAUUUUCAGUAAAUAAAAAGUAUUUUUAUUUUUCUACAUAAUCUCCCUUGACUUUAAUACACUUGAUGUAGCGUUUCUCUAACAUCAGUAUUUCGGAAGUGAGAGUCUAGAAGGUUGUGAAAACAUAUUUUUGCGGCCCUCUCAACUUCUUUAUCGAAUGUGAACCACUUCCCAGAAACAAAUUUCUUCAAGUUUGGGAAUAGAUAGAAGUCUGAGGGUGUCAAAUCAGUAGAAUAAGGGGGAUGACCGAGCAAAUUGUACCCCAAAUCCCGCAAUUUUCCCAUCGCCAACGCACUCUUAUGUGCAAGUCCAUUUUAACAAAAAACACGCACGUUUAUUGCAAAAAUUCGUGUAAAUAAACGAUUUAAGAGAACAAGUUUAAACUUAUCAUACGAACUAAUGACACAUGCACAAGAAAAACAAUGUUUUGCUGAUUAUAACGCCAUUACUGCGUCAGGCCGAGAACUUUCCACCUUACCCUCGUACAGCUGUUUACAAUUAUAUAAUGUUCUUUAAAAAUAAAAUAAUGUGGAAGUUUACACAAAAAAGUAAAUUUUACUAAAAGGCAAAUGUAAUACGAAGUGCGAGUGUUUUGAAUAAUGCCGUAUUCUAAUUAUAUUUGUUUGUAGCAAAACUGCUAUGUCUGAGCUAAAGUCACGAAGGACUGUAAUGAAUCAGAAGACUAUGCUCCAAAUGAUGAAAUACAUACUAUAAAAUUAAUCUCUUACCAUUAAAUUUUAACCAAAACGUAACUUAAUGUUGCAUCUUAAAUUCAGGUAACUCUAUUAUCACUGCCUUUAAUUUCGCCCCAAUUACGACCCGCAACGCACCCGUGUGAUACUGAAAUGUAAUUAUUUCUGUUGUUUAUAUUAGUUGAUGGUCUCACACGACUGUUUUCCAAGUUUAUUAUUAAUACAGUUAAUACGACUUACAUUGGGUAUAUCUAUAUUAUUGAGCAAAAGUUGUUAAUUCUAGAAUUCUUUUAGCUUUUUAUUUAAAAAAAAGUACAGAUUAUUGUGAUGUGAAUUCUCAUGUUUGGACAUUUCUUGCUUACAGAUAGAGGGAGUUUAGUCACUUUGAUCAGCUACUAUAAUAAAAUAAACGAUAAUUGAUUGCCAAUAAACGUGUGAUAUAUGCAUUUGUACGAAUUUGACACUUAUUCAUUGAACUUUUAAAAGUUUAAAAAUUUGAUUUACAUUUAUAUUUCAUCAUGGCGUAACUUUUUCUUUUAAUUAUAUUUAUAGAUACUUAUUAAGAGCCUUUAUAUAAUUUGUUCUUUGCAAUUUCGCUUUUUCCUUUACAUUGACUCUAUAUAAAUAAAUCUGCCUAGUCCUUUGAUAUGGCAAGUCUAAUCAACAUUUAUUCCUACUGUAUAUUUAACUAGAGGUAUAAUUAUGAAGACUAGAUAGAUAUAAAAUACUAAGACCGAUUUCAGAGUGUCAGGAAUACGUGUGGGUAUAACGUAUUGAUUUUCAAUCCUUGAACUAAGCUGCAGUUUUCCAACAGUAAUAGGUACAGGGGAUGUGUCAACAUAGUACCAUAGAAAAACUUAAGUUUUGUUGACAUGCAUACUUUGAAAACAGCCUUAAUAUUAUCAUUACAUAAGCAUUUAUAAGCCACUUGGUAUUGUAAGUACGUGCUUUAAAAUAUAGGGCAUUGUAUUUAUGAUUCGAGUAGCUAAAUAAAUAUAUUUAAUAAGUAUUAAUAUAAUAUAUUCAAACAAAAUAAUACAGGGAAUAUAUAGAUGGAAUUAAUGAAGAGUUUAAACUUCUUUAAACUGAUGUAUCUAUAUAAGAAUUCUCGGACGUUUCAAGUCAGAAGAGAAUAUAUAUAAUUUCGAAAGCCAUUAUGCUAAUUGAAAUGCUGUUAACGUCAGCUGCUAGGGAAAAGUUACUAGCUGUUUGAAAUAUCAAUAAAUUUCAAUUACCAUUACUUUCUGAUAAGGAUUAAAAAUAUUAUUUAAUACCUGUAAUUAUAUUAAAAAAAUAUAUUGAUACAUAUUAUUUCAAAUACCUGUCACUCUCACUCAUUAAUUAAAGAGCAAUAUUAAAGUAAUUUAAUGUCUUAAAUAUAUUUAUUAUUUAAUUUAAAUAAUGGGUAUAGUAAGCUUCACUCUUUAAUUUAAUUACAAAAUAAUUAUAUUGAAGUGUUUUAUUAAACUUUACUUUUUUUUAAAUAUAAAAGUAAUUUAAUUUGUUAAAUAUGUUCAUUCUUUGAUUUAAUAUAACAACCGGAGAAUAUAUUAUAAAUUUAAAUUUACUUGGUGUCGGCUAGAUUAGUACUCACGACUUUUGUAGACAUAUAUUGGAAUAGUAGACUACUGGGAUACGACGAACGCAUCAAUAUCUUCAAUCUUGAAUAAUCUGAAGUUAUAAAGAAGUUUAAAUUUAUCAUUUUAGAAAUUAAUGUAGAAUAAAAUUUUAUAUAACAUAACAUUAUUUUAAUAUUUGAACCAAAUGUAAAUAAUACAAAUUAAAUAAUGUAUUCGAGAUGUGUGUAAUAAUUAUAAGAAUAACAGUUAUUAUUACACUUUUAUGUUAUUAUAAUGAUAAUAAAGAAAAAAAAACAUGAUGAACAUUUGUUUAAUCAUUUUAAAUGAAACAACAUAUUUAAAUAUUUUUUAAGCAGUCAGAAAAAUAGCUGAUUUAGAUAUAUUUCUUAAUCUAAUGACCGUUCAUGAAUAAUAAAAUAUAUACUUAUAUAAUAUAAAUAAAGAAAAUAUUUUAAAAUAAAUAACUGUGAUUGCUAUUUUUCAGAAAAAUAAAUUAUAAAAGUAUUAAAAAAAAACACCUUUCAUCAUUUGUUUUAUACAUAUGCCAAAGUAGACACCACUUUAAACUUAUGUUAAAAACGAAUAAAAAGAUAGUAACUUAGUAGUAACUUAUCUUCACGAUCUACUACAUUUUUUUUAUUUUUUAACAAAAACUGUCUUCAAUUUUAACAAAUUUAGUAUGGGACCAUCCUAAAAUUAAAUCAAACUAAACAAAAAAAAACUGUAUUUUUUUUUGCAAUAUUUUUAUUACAUAACAUUCACAUAAAAUAUACUUGUAUUCAAUUCAAAAAUCAUUUCAACAAUUUAUUCAGUUUUUAUGUUAAUUAAGUAUCUUAAGUAAGUAGGUACUAAAAUACCUAUUUAUUGCCUAUUAUUUAUCCACAGCACUUUUUAAGUUAAUUAGAUAAGUGCCAAAGUAGUUAGUCCGGAGUCAGACUAGUCAUAUUUUGUAUUUUAUGUCUAGAUAAAAGUGCUAAUUUUAGUGCUAAGUUGAAAUAAUAAUAACUAAACGUCGGUCUCUAAGCAACGAAGAAUUAGAUGCCAUAAAAAUCAACUUAGCACAAAAAUACUUUUCAAUUAUUUCUGUAUUUAAUUAAAAUAGCGAAAUAGGUAUUAUUAAGUAAAUAUAAGUAUUAUUAUAUUAAAAACUGGGAUUAUAGA
Molecule: messenger RNA, 5657 nt
Organism: Galleria mellonella (greater wax moth)
Lineage: Eukaryota; Metazoa; Arthropoda; Insecta; Lepidoptera; Pyralidae
Gene: NGR-A30
Product: cardioacceleratory peptide receptor-like
Exons: 11
Coding region: 298-1584 (428 amino acids)
Biological process (GO): G protein-coupled receptor signaling pathway
Cellular component (GO): membrane
Molecular function (GO): vasopressin receptor activity
Source: RefSeq, a predicted model, not a curated record